Molecule: messenger RNA, 1713 nt
Organism: Lentinula edodes (shiitake mushroom)
Lineage: Eukaryota; Fungi; Basidiomycota; Agaricomycetes; Agaricales; Omphalotaceae
Exons: 3
Coding region: 1-1713 (570 amino acids)
Molecular function (GO): protein binding
Source: RefSeq, a predicted model, not a curated record
AUGUCGGUGUACCAUCGUGUGCCUCCUUCGUCCUUUGCGCCCCGCAGAGCUACAAGUCACCCUCCGGUCCAUCAGUAUCAUCACCCUGCAUAUAUACAGAAGCUCCCUUCGGUUGAAGGAAAUGCCUUCCCCCGAUGUCAUCCAAGCGCGUCCAUUCCGCGCUUGCGGGAAGCCAUAAACUCACUGGAUUCCAAAAUGGCCUCCUUAAUGAGCCAACGGCACGAGCUGGAGACUCACUUAGAGCAGGCAGUUCGGCUACAAUCACCUAUUCAUCGCCUGCCCAAUGAACUACUGGCCUCAAUUUUUGUUAUUGGAGUGCUUGGAAUCAGGGACGAGAACCCUGUGAUGGUGCCCACAUUAAUGCUAGUUUGUCAUUAUUGGGAAGAAGUGGUUUUAGACACUCCCGUGCUCUGGUCCAAGAUCUCGGUCAGCCCUCACGACUCCCUAGAAAAGGCGAGACGUAAACUAUCGAGAUCGAAAUCGUGUCCUCUUGACAUUUCCAUCUCUUUCGGGCCUCGCCUGGAGCAUUUAAACACCGUCACUGAACAGGUUAUUCAUGCGAUGGAUCUUUUUCGACCAGCUCUCUGGCGAACAAGAUCUUUCAGCUUGAGUGUUCCCACACGACCUCAAGCUCAUGCCGCUCUCUCUCGCUGCCAGGAAGAUGCACCCUUACUGGAAUCUUUGACCAUCCAAAUUUACCGUUCUCAGGACGAUCACUAUUCUAGUCCCCCGCUUCCCCUCUUUCGUGGUCAUACUCCAUGUCUUCGUUCAUGUUCCCUAACCUCUUUCAAUUUUGGCUGGGAUACGCGUCUUGUGUCUCGGCUUCGUGUCCUCAAACUUGGUGGUUAUUUCAAUGGUUUUGUUCCGUCGCCGAGCACGCUCCUGGGUAUACUCCGCCUUUGUCCUGAAUUGGAAGAGUUCGCUCUCAGGAACAUGUCCGAUGUGGACUCAGAUUCUUGUUACCCUCCCUCUUUUCAAGAAAUCGACUCUCCUAAAACCUCCAAGACGGUUCGACUGCCCCGACUUUCAAAGAUCUCGUUCUACUACUCCGGCAUUGUUUUCACCCGCCAGAUCAUGAACCAAAUCACUUUUCCGAAUCUAGAGUCACUCGAAAUGUGUUACCUCGAAAACGUCACACCGAUCCUCCAACUGCUUUACACGCAAUCCUUAACCCGACUCCCAUUGCAAUCGUUACGGAUUGAAUCGUGCUUUUUCAAUGAACCAAAGCUGGUGACCCUUCUUCGAAAGUUGCCAUCUAUGACUAGCCUGGAACUUGUAGAUGUCGAGGAUGCUUCGUCAAACCUAUUAACAAGUCUGUCUUCCUCUCAGCCAUGGAUUUGUCCUAAACUGGAUACAGUGACCCUAGAUGGAUGUACUUCUCUCGAUUGGGACUCUCUUCGCACCUUUGUGGAGUCCCGGCUUCCUGUCAACUCUUAUCCCCGAUAUCAAGAUGCUCGUGCCUUCCGUUCAGCCCAGGCCGCGACCAAGACUAUCUCUGCUUCUGCCGUCGCUGCAGGCUACUCUCGUUCCAGUAAAUCCAGAUCCGCUCAGCACCCUCAAGCGGUGCUUCCGGGUCCACGUCGCAUACGCUCCAUAGACGUUACACGCUGCAGUCAAAUUAGCAAGGAGAUGGUACAGUGGCUGAGAAUGUACAUUCCGGAAGUCAAAUGCGAACCUGCCAAAGGGGUCUGGGGAGAACCCAUGAUGCCUUGA